Molecule: messenger RNA, 1755 nt
Organism: Aspergillus puulaauensis
Lineage: Eukaryota; Fungi; Ascomycota; Eurotiomycetes; Eurotiales; Aspergillaceae
Gene: ADE4
Product: amidophosphoribosyltransferase
Exons: 4
Coding region: 1-1755 (584 amino acids)
Biological process (GO): purine nucleotide biosynthetic process; purine nucleobase biosynthetic process
Cellular component (GO): cytoplasm
Molecular function (GO): amidophosphoribosyltransferase activity
Source: RefSeq, a predicted model, not a curated record
AUGUGUGGUAUCAUCGCGUUGAUACAGGCGAACCCGAGCUCCUCCGCCGCCAUUGACCUUCAUGAGGCCCUGUACCUUUUGCAACAUCGAGGUCAAGAUGCUGCUGGAAUCGCAACAUGCGCCGCGGGUGGUCGUAUUUUCCAACUCAAAGCCAACGGAAUGGCCGCCAAGGUUUUCAACGACGGCGCGAGGGUGGCAGACCUCCCAGGUUACAUGGGAAUCGGCCACCUGAGAUACCCUACUGCGGGUAGCAGUGCAAAUGCUGAGGCUCAGCCUUUCUACGUGAACAGCCCGUACGGCAUUUGCCUCGCUCACAAUGGAAAUCUCAUCAACGCUCCCGAGCUGAAGAGACACUUGGAUUUCGAGGCUCACCGUCACAUCAACACCGAAAGUGACAGCGAGUUGAUGCUGAACAUCUUCGCUGAUGAGCUGAGUGAGACCAAGAAGGCGCGUGUCAACCAGGAAGAUGUCUUCGCCGCGCUGAGCAGAAUGUAUCAGCGGUGCGAAGGCGGUUGGGCUUGUACCGCAAUGCUAGCAGGGUUUGGUAUCUUGGGUUUCCGCGACUCAUAUGGUAUCCGUCCUCUGAUCCUUGGCUCCAGACCCUCGCUUGACGGUCCGGGCACGGAUUACAUGAUGGCCUCUGAGUCUGUUGCUCUACACCAGCUUGGAUUUACGGAUAUGCGUGAUAUCCAACCUGGUGAGGCUGUUUUGAUUGAGAAGGGCAGCAAGCCUGUCUUCCGUCAAGUAGCUCCCCGCAAGGCGUACGCUCCAGACAUCUUUGAGUACGUAUACUUUGCCCGACCUGAUUCCGUCAUCGACGGCAUCAGCGUCUACCGCAGCCGUCAACGGAUGGGUGACCGCCUUGCCGCAAGGAUUCUCCAGGCGCUCGGCCCGGAAGUCGUCAAGGAUAUUGACGUCGUCAUCCCCAUUCCUGAGACGUCGACAACUUCGGCUGCUGCUGUUGCCCGGUAUCUUGACAAGCCUUACUGCCAAGGCUUUGUCAAGAACCGUUACGUCUUCCGUACAUUCAUUAUGCCGGAACAAAAAACCCGGCAGAAGGGCGUUCGCCGUAAGCUGAAUGCUAUGCAAGCCGAGUUCAAGGACCGAAAUGUCCUUUUAGUCGACGACAGUAUCGUGCGCGGAACAACGAGUAGGGAAAUUGUAACCAUGGCCCGUGAAGCCGGCGCGAAGAAGGUCUACUUUGCCAGCUGCGCUCCAGAAAUUACUCACGCACAUAUCUAUGGAAUUGAUCUUGCCUCUCCUCAUGAACUGGUUGCACACAACCGGGAUGCUGCCACGAUCGCUAAGCUCAUGGGUGCGGACAGUGUUAUCUUCCAAACACUGGAUGACCUGAAGGGUGCUUGCGCUGAAAUCGCCCAGGAGAACAAGUUAGAAGAGCCGCGCAAUUUUGAAGUUGGGGUUUUCUGUGGCAGCUACGUUACUCCAGUUUCAGAAGGCUACUUUGAACACCUGGAGAAAAUCCGGGGUGAGGGCCGGAAGAUCAAAGCAGUCGACCGUGCCAAGGAGGCCGUCACGCACGGUUUCGCUAGUGAGGAGGACUUCCAGAUUGCUGCCAACGGCGUUAAGGUGUCCAACAGUGGUUCCCUUGUACCUGCUGGGGAUCCCAGUGAAUCGGACGUGCCUAAGGUCACCGUCCCGGCCUCUAGCAGGCCACGUCAACACGAGGAGGAAGAGCCUCCCAAGGUCAAAGACCGAAUGGAUAUCAGCAUCCACAACAUUGGCGAUCACCACUAG